GAAAGAAACCUUUGAGCAUACAGAAAAUUUCACUUAGCUCGAUGACGGGUUCCUCGAGCUUCUUAUACUACCACAAUGCUUAGCUGAUUACAGGAUUAGUUUGCUUUGUAGCAAUUUGCUUUGUACGCAUUGUCUUGACCAUUUUCUCACAAUUCCUUGAAGGUGACCUCCGCUACCAGGCAGACGACAGUGACAGCACGCAUAUUCUUACUGAUUUGGAAAAUGCAGAGAAGGUUAAAAGAUCAGUGGCCUCACUGUCCAUGAAGGGUCUAUUUUGCAUGGGACGCACUGCCGGUUUCGUGUCGGCCGCUGAAUUCGCUGAGCUGGACGAAAGCGAGUACCAAGACUGUCCGGUUGAUGAUCCGCAGAACACAGUGCUUGCCGUGUGCUACACAUCGGGAAGCACGGGCCCGCCCAAGGGCAUGGAGAUUACGCAUUACAACUACGUGGCCUGCUGCUACACGUCGAGUUUCGUAACACCAUAUGGAAAGGAAGAGAUCUAUCUUGGCGUGGAUCCUAUUACAACCCAGUCGGGCAUGCUUUAUGCUGUGAUAGUGAUGUUGGACGGAGGUACCAACGUCAUAACUUCUGCAAGUUUGAACAGUAGAGAAAUCAUCGAUGCCAUCGACAAGUACAAGGUUACGGGGGCCCACUUAUUCCCGUCAAGACUGCAAGGAGUGCUGCGUGAAAUGCGUCGCACUGGUCGAAAACUGCCAAGCCUGAAGCGCCUCCUCGUCAUAGGAAGUGUGCUGUCGCCCUCUGUAGUUGAUGCGGCAAGUGAAGCCUUCGAGGGACUGGAGUGUUUGCAAAACAUGUACGCCAUGACUGAGUCUUGCUCUAUCAUAACGGCUCCACCAAAGACCAGUGGGGUCUGUAGAGGAGCUGACGCCGGUGUUCCUAAUACAACAACAAUGCUAAAGGUGGUUGAUUUGAUCACGGGUCGGAAGCUUGGACCGCAUCAGAUAGGGGAGAUCUGCUACCGCACAGCAGCUAUGGUCAGGGGCUACUACAAGCGGCCCAAAGAAACUGCUGAGCUUUUUGACGAAGAGGGCUGGUGCAAGUCAGGUGAUGCUGGAUACUACGAUGAGGACGGUAGGUUGUACAUCGUUGAGCGGCUGAAGCAGCUCAUCAAGUGCAUGGAUAAUCAGGUGGUUCCGGGGGAGCUGGAGGAACUCCUGCUUCGGGAACACUCGGCUGAUAUUGCCGAGCUGUCCGUUGUUGGGCUUCCCCAUUUCGAGUAUCUAGAGGCUGCUGCGGCUGCCGUGGUGCUCACGCAAGAAGGUCGUCAGAAGAAUCCUGAGCUCCUCGCUAGGGAUAUCAAGGCUACCGUGGAAAGCCAUCUCGCCGUCUACAAGCACCUACAUGGCGGUGUCUAUUUUGUGGAUUCUCUUCCAAAGACUGAAACUGCGAAAGUCAACAGGCCGGCGCUGGUGCGCUUUCUCACUUCAGAUACCGGGAAGCUAGCGCAGGUUUGAGCAUGUAGAGAGACACAAGUCCAGGGCGCUAUUAGCAAUUGUCAUUUUGGUCAGUUGGUGAAACAUAUUUUUCGGGUUUCCUUGCGCGUAGCUAUCGCGAAUUUUUAGUGAGGUCAGUUGGCGAUAUCAGUGUCAAUACUCUGCAUUGGUUUGUCUUGAAUAAA
This is a messenger RNA of Dermacentor andersoni, 1639 nucleotides long. RefSeq names its product probable 4-coumarate--CoA ligase 3. Gene Ontology annotation, molecular function: CoA-ligase activity. Lineage: Eukaryota; Metazoa; Arthropoda; Arachnida; Ixodida; Ixodidae. The record is from RefSeq and is a predicted model, not a curated record.